Messenger RNA from Salvia miltiorrhiza (redroot sage), 2103 nucleotides. RefSeq names its product protein FAR1-RELATED SEQUENCE 5-like. Gene Ontology annotation, biological process: regulation of DNA-templated transcription; DNA transposition. Gene Ontology annotation, molecular function: transposase activity; zinc ion binding; DNA binding. Lineage: Eukaryota; Viridiplantae; Streptophyta; Magnoliopsida; Lamiales; Lamiaceae. The coding region runs from base 1 to 2103 and encodes 700 amino acids. The record is from RefSeq and is a predicted model, not a curated record. The transcript is spliced from 4 exons.
AUGGAAAGCUUCAAGUCGGCGGCCAUGGAGGAUUUAGAAUUUCCGGCGUCUUUAGAAGAUGAAACAAUUGAACUUGUAUUUCCGGAAUGCGAUGCUAAAAGCAAACCGUUUGAGGGGCAGAUAUUUGCAACUUUAGAAUUAGCAUGUCAGUUCUACAAAGACUAUGCAAAACUAUGCGGCUUUGCAGCUAGAAAAAGUACAAGCACAAAAGUUGAUGGUACAAUUGUAACAUACUAUAUGUUAUGCAAUAGAGAAGGCCAUCCUCCUGUACCAGAUGUGUUGUUGAUGCCUGAAAGUGGAAGUUCAAUAAAAAAACGUAAGAAAACAUCAUGCAAGCCUGUUACUCCCGUCCAUCAGAUGUGGAUUACUUCUGCCAUUAAAGCACGUAUUGGGUCUAUGAGAUCUUUUCGCAUGUACAGAGAGAUUGUGGACAAAUAUGAAGACAUUGGAUGCACUAGUGAUGAUUUCAAAAAUUUUGCUCAUGAGCUCUAUGUUUACACACGUGAUUCAGAUGCUCACAUGAUUUUAGAAACAUUCAAGAAUAAAAAAGAGUUAGGCAAUGGCUUCCAAUAUUUCUACGAGGUAGACGAUGAGAACAGGCUGGUUCGGUUGAUUUGGACCGACGAAACAUCUGUCAAAAACUACAAAUUAUUUGGUGAAGCCGUGUCCUUUGAUGCAAUAUACAAUACCAACAGGUAUAAAUUGAUCUUCACACCAUUCACCGGUAGGGAUAACCAUGGCAAGUGUUUGUCAUUUGGUGCAGCCAUUAUAUCUCGAGAAGACGUUGAUUCUUAUUCUUGGGUUUUGGAGAAGUUUGUGGAAUGCGUGGGAAAUGCCCCACCACUAUUAAUAACUGAUCAAGAUCCAGGGUUGAAAAAGGCUGCCGCGUCUGUGUGGCCUGAAACACGUCACAGAUACUGCAUGUGGCAUAUUAUAAUCAAGGUGGCUGAGAAGUUGCCGUCAAGAUUGAGGGAUAGCACUGAUUUCAAGACCAAGUUUGGGAAAAUUGUGUGGACUGAUUUGGUUGAGCCUCAUUUUUUUGAGGAGAGUUGGAAAAAUCUCGUGGAUGAAUUCGACUUGUUGGAUAAUAGAUGGUUUUCAGAUAUGUUUGAUGAUCGUUCACACUGGAUCCCAGCAUAUUUUAGAGAUGUGAGUAUGAGUGGAUUAUUCAGAACGACAUCGUUGUCAGAGAGCGAGAAUAGUUACUUUAAACGGUUUCUUAACAAGAACGGAAAUAUUAUGAUGUUGUACAUGCACUAUUGCAGUGCAUUGGAGGCUCAACGUCAUAAUUAUCAUAAGAUUACUCUUGCUGACGAGACUGGUGUUCUCCCCUUGAAGACGAGCCUUAAAAUAGAGAAGCAUGCUUCAUCUAUAUACACCAACAACAUAUUCAAGGAGGUACAAGAAGAGAUAUAUGCUUCUCAAUCCUAUUGCAACAUGUAUAAGAUGGAGGAUCAAGCCGAUGAGAGCAUAUAUACUGUGCAUGACAAUGUUGAUGGGAAAUUUGUGGUGCGACACAGACUGGCUGACAGUCAUUCAUUUUGUAGCUGCAACCUGUUCGUCAGAAAAGGUAUUCUGUGCAAACACAUUUUUCUUGCAUUUCGCACAUUGCAAGUGGAUAGAAUUCCUGAUAAAUACAUAUCAAUUCGCUGGAGCAAGUUUAGAAUUUUGUCGGCCAUGGUUCCUGGACUUGAGCUCGGUAGUGCCCCUAGCGAAAAAUCUGUUAUUGGUAACAAUCAGUUUUUCAAUGUUCUUUGCAAUUGUGUUGGGUAUGUCGGUGACAAUCAAGAGCUACGUGAAGAACUACUUGCAGCGCUGAUUGAAGUGGAAAAAAGGUUUUCAAAGGACGGCAGUAUAGAGUCUAAGAUCGAAGCUAAGCAUAGGCUUUUCAAUGAUUUUUAUGGUAUUGCACCACCUGAAACACCAUCUGUUUUACCUCCGCUCAUAGCGAAAACCAAAGGCAGUGGCACUGGUGGAAGAAGAAAAUCAAACCAAGAGAAAGCCAUGGUUCUUGCUCAGAAGCCAAUGCGUAAUUGCAAGAAGUGCAAUACGAUGGGGCAUCAUGAUUCAAGGAAUUGCCCAACAAAAAAGACUUCGCAUUGA